CCUGAAACCCGCCUUCAGUUUUGGGUUGGGGGGUGCGGUCCCCAUCUCCAGCAGGGCGGGUGUCUGGAGGUGGCGGUUUGGGCAGCCGCUGCAGGGGCUUGUGCGGCUGGGGAGCCCCGGGGCAGCGGGUGUAGCGUUGUUGUGAGGUGAGGGUGUCCCAAGGGCUCCCGAAGGGACGAGCGAGGGAAAGGCUGCUCUCUGUGACAGGAGGCACUUAAAAACUUGACUUCAACUGAAAAACAACACAGUCCCCCCAAACUUUACUGGCUUUCAUUGUUCUUCAAGCUGCUUCUUACGUUCUAUUUGCCUGAUGUUGCCACUUUUCUCAGAAAAGAACUGUUCCUGGCCCAUGCCUUCUCGUUUGCUUAAGAAAAAAGCCUUUACAGAACACUGAGAUUUUUAAGAGGUGCAGAGAAUGAUGCUUCUGUGACUUGAGGUGCUUUGCCUGUCUUUCUGCCUUCUUGAUUAUUUCAUCUUCCUAUAUUUUCAAAAUCAUCUUAGUUUGGAACGCUUUUUUUGUGUGUAUGUGUGGAGUAGGUAACUCUGUUAAAGAGUUUGGUUGCAGAAUAUACUCCAAUCAGAGAAAGCUUCUCUUAAACUUAAAAAAUUCUUGUGCCCUUUCGCUAUUAGGUCCCAAUCCCUUGUUAUUGCCUGCCAGGAAUGCUUAUGCUAUGCUCAGUCUCUAAUACACCUAUAGUUUAAAAAUGCCUGCUGCGGGCCUCCUGUCUGCACAAAUGUUUGAGGAAUAAUGCAUCUGCAUUUCUGUUCUGGGUGGAAAAAAUAGUGCUAUUUUUGUUUCAUGUUAAUAAACACAUCAUUGGAUUGUAGAAAGUAUGGAAGCUUCAGUAUAGUUACAGAAAUAGAUUACUUAGCUUUGCUGGAAGACUUUAUACCACUGGAGAAUGUGUAGGUAUUUUUGGAGUCUUCUGCAGUAAGGAAGUAAUCGUAGCUCACAGUUUUAUGUGUAACUUAUGAAAGGCAAAUUUUAGCUUUUUCAAAAUGCUUAUAUUCAUGAAAUGUUAAGCAGUACUUGAAUGGAGUAUUCACUUCCUAUUAUGUAUUUCUUGGUGCUGUGGCAUUGCACUGUGGCUGGAACUAAGCAAUGACUUAAAGCAGGUUCACCUGUUGUAUGCUUAACCAGGCAUGUAUUCCCUAUAUCCAGAUUUUCAGCUUUAAGCAGAUUUUUUAAAUUAAAAUUGAAUGAAAUUAAGCCUUGAAAGUAUGAAUGCUCACAGUGUACUGUUAUGUAGUGAUACCUGCAUUUGCCAACUUCCUGGGAAACUGCAAGGCUAUGGAAUAGUUAAGAAGAAACACUGUGGUGCUUCCUGAGCUUUUGUGAACCUCUCUUCAUCGCACUGCGUAUGUGCAGCAUCAAAGUGUUUGGAUGGAUUCAGGAGUCAUGAUGGAUAAUCCUAAACUUCCUGAGAACUUGACAUACUGAAAUGUAAAAAAAUACGUAUAUUAAUUUAUAAUAUGCUGUCAAUUUCUUUGACCCUAGAUUGUGAAGGUGAGUUGAACACCUUGUGUUACUCUUAGAAAGGGAUGGUUUGAAGAAAUGAUAACUUGGUUUGUAUUGUUCUGCAAGUAGAUUACACCCCCUCCCUCUCCUUAGUGCAGUGAAGGGCUAGAAUAAGAGAGUGAACUCUUAAUUAAGAGUUUUUCUUAGGAAGCAAGUUAAUUCUUUCUGCUCUUCCUUAAGAAAUCUUCAUAGUCAUAUGGUAAUUUGAACAUAAACAUUUGAAAGACUUCAUCCAGUGGCAUUUCCUUGAGUUCAUCACAUAUUUGCUACACUAUUGCUGGCAAAACUGAGGCCACAGUCCAGGGUCGUUUCUUACUCAAGUGCUUUAUUUGCUGUUGCUUUACUGCCCUCCUGGGCCUACACAGCACUAUUUUGGUAGUGUUUGUGUAGUACAACGUGUUGUAGGGAGGUGAUAACAUAAAGUAGAUAGAAAGGAGACUGUUCUCUUGUGGUGUGUGUCUCAGUGUUUUGUUGAUAGUGCUUUAAUGUGUGUUAGCAACUAAUUAGAGGGGUUAUCUCAAGUGGUUGUGAUGGUCCAAGGAAGAAAAUAAGACAGAGGUAGUAUAAAAGUAAAUGUAACCUAAUUGAGGAAUGCAAAUACUAAAAUUUAUUGAGUAUAAGUUGGCUAGGACUGGGAUUGAAAUGCAGAACAGAGAUUUCGUAUGCAAUUUAACUGUAUAUUUUGUAGUAGAAAGUAUUAAAAUGAAAAGAAAUACAGAACUUUUGAGCUUCUUCUUUUUUAACUCUAAAAAAAGCCUCCAAACCAAACAAAUAAAGAAACCCCAACAGACAAAAACAAAAAAAAAAAAAAAAAAACCACACCAAAAAACCAUAAACAGAAAUAGCAAUAUCUGGUAAUGUUCCUUAUCCUUAUAUUUUGAUAUUUUGCCAAGAUCUAAUUUCAUUCCAUCUUUGUGUAUGCUUAUUUUCCUGGAAAUAAAUGUCAGUCUUCAGAAAACAAUAAGACAAUAGAUAAACUUGAUUAAAAGCUCCCAAGUUCUUACAGCCCCUGUCCCAGUGCCUCUCAAUACAUUUGUAAUAGUAGUAGGCAAGGCAGUAUCCUUUAAAAAAAAAAAAAAAAACAACUGGCCUGAAAAUUUUCCUUGACGAUUUCGGAUGGCAAGUUACAUACAGUAUUUUUUUUUUUUUUUAACAAGAAGAGUGUGUUUGUAAUGGAAUAUUGUCCACGUUUAAAAAGCAACUUCAUACCAUUCAAACAUGCUUCUGAUACAGCAGAGGAUAAAGAUUCACGACACACGGUAGAUUCCUUCUUUUGUUGAUAUUUUUGCUUUUUCCUCUAGAAAUAAUUGAUUUCUGAAUUAAAACUCUGUACUAUGUAAGUUGGAUAAAUUUCUGUGUUAAAAAUAGUUUAGUUGGUUUUGAAACAAACAGUUAAAAAUUAGUAGCUUUGGGGUUUUUGUUGCAGUAGGUUUUUUUUCUCACUGUAGCUAAAUGAUCUUAAGCUAUUGAAAGAAAAACAUGUUACCUACUUCAGCCUCUUCUGGUGGUCAAAACCAAAACAAGCUGGCCUUGCAUUAUUGCCCUGGAUGAAAAUGGAAAGCUGACUGUAUGCAAAGUGUUGUGUAAUACAUCAAAUAUAUAAAGAAGGUUACACAAACUUUGCUAGAAUCUACAACGGCUGAAUUUGAAAAGGCAACAUGAUGCAGUCUGACUUAGUCUGCUUAUCGUGAGAAUUAAAACUUUUGUAUCAAAGUGUUAGAAAUUUAGCUCUCUGAUUUCUGAAGCUCUCUUAAAUAAAAGUUGCUCUGAAUUUUUUCUUCUACCUAGUUUUCAUUAUCUUCUGAACCCUGUUAUUGUCAUAUACAGGCAUGCAAACAAUAAGCAUCUACAACUCCAGAUAACUUCAGGAAGUUUUGAGGCAUAUGGCUUUGCAAAUCUUAUUUCUAUUUAUUAGAGUCUAAUAUGGAUUUAAGGACCCAUGUUUAGAUAUUUUUAUUUAAAAAAAAAAAAUUAGGCUAUUAUCUGUCAUGAAAUUUUCUUCUGGAAGAUAUUAAGAUGAAAUACUCUGAAAAUUAUUGGCCCUUUUGUAUGUCCCUAACAGUUCAUAUAACACUUUGGACAGUGAGAAAUUCAGUUGUCUUCAUUUAUGACAAGGAUGUAAGCCACAUGUUACCUAAAAAAUUGUUCCUUGGUUGCUAAAUCACCAAGAAAAUUGUGCAAAUUAAAUAAAGUCUUUAUUUGUGUAACAUGAAUGCAGAAACAUUGGCUGAGUUUUUGUGCCUCUGUCUUUAGAACUCUGUUAAAGGAAUAUGAAAAAAAUCUCUUUGCUUGCAGGUGACCCCAACCUAAGGAUGCAAUAUAUAUGGAUUUCUGUUCAGGUGCUACUCUCCAAACAUUGCUUCCUAUUGCGUAUAUAUACAGCACAUAGAGCACCAGAAGCUUCCUGUCGUCUGUGAAACAUUGUUUUCUUUUGUAAUCUACCAAGUGCGGUACCUUGGCAGUUCUAAAAAAUCUCAGACUGAAACUUCAAGUACAUAGAAGGAAAUAUCUUGAGUCAAUAUUGUCUGUUACUGCUUUGAAGAAAUACCUUUCAGUGAUAUGGACUUCAUUAUUAAAGUAAAAUUAACAGAAACAGGAAAUGGCUCUUGAAGUUAAAUGAGGCUGGAUAAAACACAUAAAUGAAGCAGAAGCUGCUCUGCAUGUGUUAGGGCUAUAUCACCACAAGCACUGCUGAUCAGCCAGACUUGUUAACUUGUCAUAAUGAAGAAAAUCAGUCUCAAAACAAUUCGCAAGUCCUUUAACUUAAAUAAAAGUAAAGAUGAAAGCGACUUUGUAGUGGUUCAGCAGCCAUCGUUGAGUGAAUUUGGAAAAGAUGACUCCUUGUUUGGCAGCUGCUAUGGUAAAGAUUUGGCUAACUGUGAAGUCAAUAGUGAAGAUGAAAAAGGAGGCAAAAAUAGAUCAAAAAGUGAAAGCUUAAUGGGUACGUUAAAAAGGAGGCUUUCAGCAAAACAAAAACAGAAAGGCAAAGGCAGCACACCAUCUGUAAGCUCUGCAGAUGAUGACACCUUUUCUUCCUCAUCUGCUCCAAUAACCUUCAAAGAUGUGCGAGCUCAAAGACCUCUGAGAUCCACUUCCCUCCGUAAUCACCAUUACAGUCCAACUCCCUGGCCCCUUCGACCUACAAAUUCGGAAGAGACUUGCAUCAAAAUGGAAGUGAAAGUCAAGGCCUUGGUCCAUUCCUCUAAUCCCAGCCCAGCACUGAAUGGCGUUCGAAAGGACUUCCAUGACUUGCAGUCAGACAACGUGUUCCAGGAACAAAACAAUGCAUUAAAAAAUACGGAAUCUCAGAAUGGGGACUUGCAUCUUCAUAUUGAUGAACAUGUGCCUGUAGUUAUUGGAUUAAUGCCUCAGGACUACAUUCAGUAUACUGUGCCUUUAGAUGAGGGAAUGUAUCCUUUGGAAGGAUCACGUAGUUACUGUCUGGAUAGUUCCUCACCCAUGGAAGUUUCAACGGUUUCUUCUCAAGUGGGGGGAAAUGCUUUCCAUGAAGAAGAGAGCCAAGUGGAUCAGGAUGUAGUUGUUGCACCAGAUAUCUUUGUGGACCAGACAGUGAAUGGUUUGUUGAUUGGUACCACAGGAGUCAUGUUGCAAAGCCCAAGAGUUAAUCAUAGUGAUGUCCCUCCACUCUCACCUUUGCUACCUCCAAUGCAAAAUAAUCAAAUCCAAAGGAACUUCAAUGGAUUAAAUGGCACAGAUGCCCACAUGGCUGAAAGUGUGCGCUGCCAUUUGAAUUUUGAUCCUAACACUGCCCCUGGAGUUGGAAGAGUUUAUGAUUCUGUACAGAACAGUGGUCCUAUGGUUGUGACAAGUCUCACAGAAGAACUGAAAAAACUUGCAAAACAAGGAUGGUACUGGGGCCCCAUUACACGUUGGGAGGCAGAGGGAAAAUUAGCUAAUGUGCCUGAUGGCUCGUUUCUUGUUCGAGAUAGUUCUGAUGAUCGUUAUCUUUUAAGUUUGAGUUUUCGUUCCCAUGGAAAAACUCUUCACACUAGAAUUGAACACUCAAAUGGCAGGUUUAGCUUUUAUGAACAACCAGAUGUGGAGGGACAUACGUCUAUAGUUGACUUAAUUGAACAUUCAAUCAGGGACUCUGAAAAUGGAGCUUUCUGCUAUUCGAGAUCCCGACUGCCUGGAUCUGCAACUUAUCCAGUGAGACUGACAAAUCCAGUCUCUCGGUUUAUGCAGGUGCGUUCUUUACAAUACCUGUGUCGUUUUGUAAUACGUCAGUACACCAGAAUAGACCUGAUUCAGAAACUGCCUUUGCCAAACAAAAUGAAGGAUUAUUUACAGGAAAAGCACUACUGAAAGCUUAUGGGAAUCUUGCAUCUUGCACUUUGGGAACAACAACAACAAAAAGAGAUUGAAUUACAGUUUACAGACUUUCAUUAUUAUCAAAAUCUUUUGCUGCCAUAAAAAUAUUUCAUUUUUGUGUGUAAAAGAAAAGUAAUGCAUUUGGAUUUAUGUUUGUUUUGGGGGUUUUUGUGUAUUUUGGGGGGCUUUUUUUUUUUUAAGAAUGAUCUCAAGUUUAUUUUUAGAAGUGUGAAAUAGCUAUCUUUCAUCAAUGUGCAGAUUAAUCACAAUGUGAAUGAUCAAAUUUUCCUUAAUUUCCCCCAAGUCCUUUGCUGCUAUCCACUGUGAUUUUUAUGCAUUGAAAGCACAUUUCAUGUGUAUUCAACCAUAAGUAAAAGUCAAAUGAAACUUGUUGAAUGGGUUUUUUUCCAUUAAAAUAGCCUGUUUUUAAAAAAAAGUGAUUGUGAAUAAAAAACAUUGGUAUUCUAAAUUACAGAAUUUACAUCUAUGUGAAAACCAAUUUCCUGGUAUCUUAAUUAUGAAUUUCUAUAGAGAUAUGCCCUGAUUUAGAACUUAUAGACAGAGCUGUAUGAUAAAAACAUGGUUAUGCAGCAUAUUUUGGAAAAAAAAAAAUCUUUCUCCUAAAUCUUGUAUUGUCUGUACACUAUUUUGUGUUUGAGAAGGUUGGUUCAGCUUUCUUCUUGUCUCAGUAUUCUGUCCUUCUAAAAAUGGCCUUUAAAAAAAAGAAGUCUGUGAAAGUCAACGUGUAGUACCUAUAAGGAAAUUGCGGUAUUGGGGCCUUGUCAAAUAUUACCUUUUAAAAACAUGCCACGCUUAAAUGAACACCUACCAGGUCCCCUCUUUCUGUCCUUUUCACUCCUGCCUCCUCUUGGGGGGGUGAUGGGAGUGGGAAUUCCCUGGAUUUGUAGGAAGACUCUAGGAAUUGUUACUAUGGGAACAUAAAUGGAUAAGCCAUUUUAGGGAUUGGGUAAAGUUUCUGAUAGGAUGAUUUCUACAAUUUAUAUUCAAACUACUUGACAUUUUAUGAUUUUCUGCAUAUUUUUUUUUUCCCUUCAGAAAUGCAGUAAUACACUAAUGUCCUUUGGAUCUUUUUUCCCUUUUUUGGGAUAUCCUUAGAGGAGGAAGGAACAAGACUGAUAACAUUUUGGAUGAAAGAUACUUAAAAUGCAUCUCUAAAGCUCUGUUCUCGUAGCCUUUGAAAUCAUGGGGGAGAGAGGUUUGGAUAUACACUGACCGCAGAAAAUGUUUCAGUUUAUUAUUCACAAAAUACAUUUUGACAUGUGAAAUAUUGAAUCAGUUAAGUAAAUGUUUGUGAUAUCUGUCAAAGAUUCUGGCAUUUGAAAAGCUUACAGUUAUUCUAACCUUCUGUAGGGAAAAAGAGACUUUCAGUGGGGAGUACAGGUUCUACACUGUAAUAUUUUUGUCAUGCAAGGUUAAUCCAUGGCAUUUCUUGUUUUGUUUCAGGUUGUUGGUUUGUCUUUUUUUUUUUUUUUGUUCCACCUGCCACGAUUCUAUCACUUUUAUGAGUUAUUUGUUAAAGGGGUAAUGGCUGGCUUGGGAGGGAGGCCUGCUUUCACAGUAUCACAGUAUGUUUGGGAUUGGAAGGGACCUCAAAAGAUCAUCUAGUCCAAUCCCCCUGCCGGAGCAGGAACGCCUAGGUGAGGUCGCACAGGAACAUGUCCAGGCAGGUUUUGAAUGUCUCCAGAGAAGGAGACUCCACAACCUCCCCGGGCAGCCUGUUCCAGUGUUCUGUCACCCUCACUGAGAAGAAGUUUCUUCUCAAAUUUAAGCGGAACCUCUUGUGUUCCAGCUUGAUCCCAUUACCCCUUGUCCUAUCAUUGUUUGCCACCGAGAAGAGCCUGGCUCCAUCCUCGUGGCACUCACCCUUUAUAUAUUUAUAAACAGUAAUAAGGUCACCCCUCAGUCUCCUCCAAACUAAAGAGACCCAGCUCCCUCAGCCUUUCUUCAUAAGGGAGGUGCUUUGCCUGCCUCUGCCUCCCUGUUUUGUAUUUUAGAAUGUCAUCUUCCCCAUCUCUGAUAGGAGUUGCUAGUCAGUAAACAUCAGCUUAGAAAAAGCUGUUCAUUUUUGAAACAGCUUUCUUGUUUAGGUCAUUUUCUUCUUGUUUAAUCUAGCCUUUUGCCCCCUGAAAUGAGUCUUUAGUGAUAAUACAGUAUUGCUGCAAGGUGGUGCAAUAGCACUACAUCUUGGGUUGCCUGAAUUGAUAGACUAAAUUUAUAUUUUUUUAAUUUAUUUUUUGACCAUAAUGUUUAACUAAAAAAAAUAAUUAAAAAUAAAAUCAAAGGUAGAUAAAGGCUGCCUUUGCUUUUAAGGGAGGGAGAAUAAGGAUUUCUUCUUUAGUCUGUUAAAGUUUUAAACUUAAAAAAAAUCUAGAGCAGUCUAUAUGCGUAAUUUUUUGGCUCUGCCAUUGAGAUAUAUGUAUGCAAGUGUGAAUUCUGUUUUCUUUUUUUCCUCUACUGACUUCCCCUCCAGCCCCCUUCCCCUGAAUCAGGAUCACUAACUUAAUUCAAAAAGGCACAAUAACCUAUUGUAUGGUACAGUGUUCUGAUUCUCUCUGUGGGGAGGAAAAAGAAAAGCAUUUCUAUGGAUUUCAGAUGCAUACUUUUGGAAGAAAACCUCUGGCAUUUUCUUCACUUUAAAAAUUCUUUCCCCAUACAAGCUAGAGGGCCUAUGCAUUCUGCAGAAUCUUUGAAAGAUUAUAUUGUAUUAAAUAUUUUCUUUGCCAUUUAAUACCACUAUUGAAUGCAUUAAACAUACGUUUAUACUACACCACAUGCAUUAAUUUAGCAGUCAUUGCAUUGAAACUUAAGUAGUUGAAGCUAUAAUAUCCUGGUCUUACUGCUGAAUUGAAAUACGUGCAAGAAUGCACAUGCUAAAUUUCUUGCCAUGCCUUUAUAAAUUUCAGUCUGUACACUCAUGUGUGUUGAUGCUUUUCUAAAAAACCUUUGUUUCAACUGUGUUUUUUGAAUUGCCUUCCUUGCUGUGUUCUUCAUCUGUGAACUUAAUCAGGUCAAGUUAACUUUGUCAUUACCCACCCCCCGCCCCCCUCACCAUAAAGCUUCCACAAAAGGAACGCUGUAAAAUGAUUGAGGCCUAGGGUGUGAGAACCAUAUAGCACUUCAUUUCUAGAUUAAAAAAUGGUGAUGAUGCUUCAACUAAGCUCAAAAUACUUUAAAUCAGUAGUAGGUAGACACAAAUAAUUGUUUUUACAGGUUUCAUUAAUCAGAACCUAGCAGUAUUUUUUUCAUGCUGAGGUAACUGUCAAGCCAGCAGAAGGAACCCAGAAAAAUUGCUUUGAAAACAUUAAAGAUACUGACAAUUUCUUAUAAUAAAGAUUAAUGGAAAAGAAACGUGUAACAUUUAGUUAUGAGACAAUUUAGAAGUACUCAGAGUAACCAUAGAAAUUGUGUUGACUUCUUCUUCCUGAAAAUUAGAGUUAAAAAGUGACCUUGACAAAUAAAAGGAAAAUGAUUGAGGAUAAUUUGGGGACCUUUGGAAGUAGAUACACUAGGAUUAAAAGCUAACUGACUAUGAUCCUUGUAGAGCAGAAAUACGGCUAUUUAUUCAGCACAACAGCUUAAAGGUUCAAAAGGUAUGCUUCUUAUGCAAUUGAGUUGUGAAAAAAUGUUUUUGAAAAUGAAACUUUGAAAUAAAACUCCUUUUUUGAGCAUCUGAGAUGAUUGACAUUAUUGAUAACGUUGUUUUACCGAUCAGAAGAGUAAAACAACACCUUGUAUUUGGAAAUAGAAAAGUAAGUUUGCACAAUUUCCUUUUUUGUUGUUGUUGUUGUAAACCAGUGUUAAUAAACAACUGAAAGUAAUGUGUGUUCUUUGAUCUGUUUGAAGGAUAUAGCACUUAUCCUGCUGUUGACAUAGUGAAUGCCAUCUUUUUUAUAAAAAUAUCUUUCUGUCAGAAGGAUCAGAAAUGCAAUUAUUAAUUAAACUCUUUGUUCGCAGAUGAGCUGACUUUACGUUUUGUUAAAGCCAGUUUCUUUCUGUGAAUAUUGACUGCUGGGCUACAUGAAAUCUGUGCAGUUUUUGUUUUGAUGCAUUUCAUCUCUGUGAAUACUGGAAUUAUGAAUUUUAAACACCAUACCAGCAAUAUAUGGGCUAUGAUUCUGAUGAGAAGUAUUUCUCUGUUAUGGAACUUACAAAUUCUGAGCUAAACUAUGGAUAAAUUAAUGAUUGCCAAUUUAAUUUCUUAAAAUCUUUUUAUGACUGCAAAGAAUAAAAAUUGCAAGCAUUCUUUAUAAAUAAAAAAAAGUGGGCUAGACAGUAGUUCACAAUUUGGGAAAUACGGCAUUGUUGUAUUUGAAGAGUGUUCUAAAUUCUACACAGAUAAUGAAAAAUUCUUAAUGAAUUUUGUAUGAAUACGUGUUGGGUUAAAGAAUUUUUAUAGUGAUGAUGGAGUGCCAUGAAGUUAAUACUUGCAAUCCAGAUUGCUGUAGUUUACACUUUGCUCUGUUUCAGACCUGGUGUGCACUGUUUGUACUAAGCACGCCACAAAGUGAAUUAUCCAAAGUCCAUUGAUUUUAAUGUGUUUCGGUUUGUAAACAAAAUUAUAGUAAUUUCUUGCACAUUUUUGAAAAAUAAUUGUAUAAGGAUUUAUGUAUCUGCUUCUGGAUACAGUGUGUAAAUAAAAAAUUCGUUCACAAAAA
Molecule: messenger RNA, 10527 nt
Organism: Columba livia (rock pigeon)
Lineage: Eukaryota; Metazoa; Chordata; Aves; Columbiformes; Columbidae
Gene: SOCS6
Product: suppressor of cytokine signaling 6
Exons: 3
Coding region: 4241-5845 (534 amino acids)
Biological process (GO): intracellular signal transduction; protein ubiquitination; phosphatidylinositol phosphate biosynthetic process
Cellular component (GO): phosphatidylinositol 3-kinase complex
Molecular function (GO): 1-phosphatidylinositol-3-kinase regulator activity
Source: RefSeq, a predicted model, not a curated record